Molecule: messenger RNA, 1794 nt
Organism: Populus trichocarpa (black cottonwood)
Lineage: Eukaryota; Viridiplantae; Streptophyta; Magnoliopsida; Malpighiales; Salicaceae
Product: uridine 5'-monophosphate synthase
Exons: 6
Coding region: 28-1557 (509 amino acids)
Biological process (GO): 'de novo' pyrimidine nucleobase biosynthetic process; 'de novo' UMP biosynthetic process
Molecular function (GO): orotate phosphoribosyltransferase activity; orotidine-5'-phosphate decarboxylase activity
Source: RefSeq, a predicted model, not a curated record
AAAAAAAGAAAGAAAAUGUAAGUCAAGAUGAUAACUUUCCUUCCUUACAUAAACACUUCCGUUUCCACUCCAAUACUGACACUCGCUCACUCUUUCCCUCGCUUCUCUCACCGCCAUCACCGCCACAAGAUGUCUUCUAUGGAAUCCCUAAUUCUCCAACUCCAUGAAAUAUCCGCCGUCAAAUUCGGCUCCUUCAAGCUCAAGUCCGGUAUAACCUCCCCAGUCUACAUCGAUCUCCGCCUCAUAAUCUCAUACCCCUCCCUCCUCCGCCACAUUUCCCAAACCCUAAUCACCUCCAUCCCGACCACCACCACUUUCGACCUCAUAUGCGGCGUUCCCUACACAGCUCUUCCAAUCGCCACCACCGUAUCAAUCUCCAACGACAUCCCCAUGGUAAUGCGCAGGAAAGAAGUGAAAGAUUACGGUACUUCGAAGGCUAUUGAGGGAAAUUACCAAAAGGACCAGGCUUGUUUGAUAAUUGAGGAUUUAGUUACUAGUGGGGCUUCUGUUCUUGAAACGGCAGCGCCUUUGAGGGCGGCGGGGUUGAAGGUGACGGACGCGGUGGUUUUGAUUGAUAGGGAACAAGGAGGGAGGGAGAAUUUGGAGGAGAAUGGGAUUAAGUUACAUGCCAUUAUUAAGUUGAGUGAGAUGGUUAGGGUUUUGAGGGAUAAGGGGAAGUUGGAAGAGGAAACGGAGAAGGGAGUUUUGAGGUUUUUGGAGGAGAAUAGAAGGGUUGGUGUUGUUAAAGCGGUGGAGAAGAGUGUUAGGGUCAAGAGUUUAGGGUUUGAGGAGAGAGCGAAGUUAGCAAAGAAUGAAAUGGGGAAGAGGUUGUUUGAGGUUAUGGUUAAAAAGGAGAGUAAUUUAUGUGUUGCUGCUGAUGUUGGUACUGCUAAGGAAUUGCUGGAGCUUGCUGAGAAAGUUGGACAGGAGAUAUGUUUGUUGAAAACCCAUGUUGAUAUUUUGCCUGAUUUCACUCCUGAUUUUGGAGCAAAACUUCGUGCGAUUGCAGAUAAAUACAAUUUCUUAAUUUUUGAAGAUCGUAAGUUUGCAGACAUUGGUAACACAGUGACUAUGCAGUAUGAAGGGGGCAUCUUCCGUAUACUGGAUUGGGCUGAUAUAGUUAAUUGUCACAUUAUUUCUGGUCCUGGAAUUGUGGAUGGAUUGAAAUUGAAGGGUUUGCCUCGUGGGAAGGGCCUCUUGCUGCUUGCUGAAAUGAGUUCAGCUGGUAACUUUGCUAAGGGAGAUUACACAGCUGCGGCGGUAAAAAUUGCUGAAGAACAUUCUGAUUUUGUGAUGGGCUUCAUCUCAGUAAAUCCAGCUUCAUGGCCAGGUGCACCAGUAAAUCCAGCAUUUAUUCAAGCAACCCCUGGAGUUCAAAUGGUCACUGGUGGUGAUGCCCUUGGACAGCAGUAUAAUACCCCAUAUUCUGUCAUCUAUGACAGGGGUAGUGAUAUCAUAAUCGUGGGACGUGGGAUUAUAAAGGCAGCAAAUCCUGCAGAGGCAGCUCGCGAAUACCGCCUUCAAGGAUGGGAUGCAUACUUGGCUAAAUGCACAUGAGAUUGCAUUUAGGUCAACUUCCUUGGUUUUUAAUGCUUUUGUGCGGCUUUUGCUAUGAACAGAUCAGCCAGGUUUUGAUUGAAUUUUUCCAACGUCUUUUGUAUGUCGUAUGAAACCAGAUGAGAAGGUUUUCAGCCCCUUCUGGGCGUGGCAUACAUGGGCAACGUUGUAGAAGGCUGAAUUGCUGUCUUGUCAAUCAUUUAAUGUCCUCCAAUAUAAGUAAAAGAAUGUUUUCCA